This is a messenger RNA of Thyridium curvatum, 1953 nucleotides long. RefSeq lists its product as uncharacterized. The record is from RefSeq and is a predicted model, not a curated record. Bases 1 to 1953 code for a protein of 650 amino acids. The transcript has a single exon. Lineage: Eukaryota; Fungi; Ascomycota; Sordariomycetes; Thyridiales; Thyridiaceae.
AUGCUUAUGCAAUACCUCCCCCUCGUCGGGGCUGCCCUGGCGGGUGUCUGCCAGGCCGCCCCGUCGAAGAUCCUCUCCCCCGAGGUGCCCGUCGAUAUUGCCAUCCCCAUCGAGGCCGAGGUUGCCGGCCGCAGCCUGGCUCCCAUCAGCUUCCCCGUCAACAAGCACUGGGACCACGAGACGCUGUUCUCCGGUCUGAUCGACGUUGACGCCAAUGUCAACCUCGGCCUCAGCCUGCCCAAGGCUGCCAUCGCCGGUGACAUUGCUAUCGAGCUUGGUGCCGACUUCCUCCUGGCCCCCACCAUCAAGGUUCUGCUCGGUGGCGUCAAGGCCUACGUCGAGGUCGAUGUUGCCGCUACCGCUGGCGUCUUCCAGUCCAUUGAGCUCGUCAGCUCCGAGAAGCUCAAGAUCGCCGUCCCCGGCCUGCUCGAGGUCGACAUCGGUGCUGCUUUCGCUCUCGACUUGGUUCUCGGUGUCUCUGCUGCCGUCGACCUCGAGGCCGGUUUCUACGUCUCCUUCCCCGAGGGCUCGUUCAUCGAGAUCAACCUGCUGACCCACAAGAUCGGCCGCCACAUGCUCGACGGCCUGGUCGCUAACCCGCUGCCCAUCGCCGUCGGUGCUGAGGUCGAUCUGUCUGCUGCUGUCGAGCUCGACAUCGGUCUCCGCCUGCGUGCCGAGCUCGGCAUCGGCGCAGGCCUCGACCUGCUCGGCCUUGACAUUGGUGCUGGUGCUGACCUUGCCAUCUGGGUCUCCCUGUUCGACUACACCACCACCCUCAUCAACACCCCCGAGUGCGCUCUCUCCGUCGUCGAGGCUUUCGACCUCAACGUCGGUAUUGCCCUUGACAUCAACGUCGAUGUUGACAUCCUGGCUCUCACCCUGGCUCCCACUGCCUCCGUCACCCUGGCUGCUGCCCCCGUUGCCACCAUCUGCCUGCCUCCUGGUGGCGGCCACAUUCCUCUGCCUCCCCCUAUUGGCUCUGGCCCCGGCAACAACGGCCCCGGCAACAACGGCCCUGGUAACAACGGCCCUGGCAACGGCCACGGCAACCACGGCGGCAGCAAGGGCACUGCGAGCGCUACGGCCACUGGCGGUGAUAAGGGUACUGCUACGGCCACUGGCGGUAACAAGGCUACUGCUACUGCUACGGCGACUGGUGGUUCCGGCUACCCGACCAUCACCCGCGCCCCGACCAACGCCAACCAGACAGGCCUGUACCCCACCUCCACCGGCGGUGCUGGCGACAUGAUCACGUCGACCAUCCACACCACCAAGACCUACACCAUCACCUCCUGCGCCGCCUCUGUCGUCAACUGCCCGGCCGAGCACACUCAGAAGAUCAUCACCAGCACCACCAUCUCGACCAUCUUCACCUGCCCCGCCAGCACCACCUCGGCCGACCAGGGCGUGCCCACCCCGGUCACCGCUCACACCACUGUGACGCUGACCACCUGCCCCGUCCCCACGACCGGCACCUUCGUCCCGCCCACGGGCAAGCCCACCCCAGUCCCCACCGUCACCAUCUGCGAGACCACCCCGGCCGGCAAGCCUUCCACUGGCUACCCCACCCAGCCCGCCCCCGUCACCAGCCCGGCCCAGUCCCAGCCCACCAAGGAGGUGACCAAGCCCGGCAACGGCGGUGAGACCAGCUACCCCGUCCAGAAGCCCAGCCAGAGCUACCCCGUCCAGCAGCCCAGCCAGAGCUACCCUGCCGAGCAGCCCAGCAAGAGCUACCCUGUUCAGCAGCCGCCUGCCAGCUACCCUGUCGGCCAGCCCACUCAGGGCUACCCCGUCACCACCGUCCCCAGCGCUCCCCACCCCUCGGGCACUGGCGCCGGCUACCCUGAGAAGCCUUGCCCCACCUGCGUCCCUGUCGCCGCUGGUGCCGUUCGCGUUGUCAGCCAGGCCCUGGUCGGUGUUGUCGCCGCCGGUGCCGCCUUUGCCCUGCUGUAA